Trichoderma gamsii is the source of this 645-nucleotide messenger RNA. RefSeq names its product breast carcinoma amplified sequence 2. The transcript has 2 exons. The record is from RefSeq and is a predicted model, not a curated record. Lineage: Eukaryota; Fungi; Ascomycota; Sordariomycetes; Hypocreales; Hypocreaceae. Gene Ontology annotation, cellular component: catalytic step 2 spliceosome; Prp19 complex; precatalytic spliceosome. Gene Ontology annotation, biological process: mRNA processing. Bases 1 to 645 code for a protein of 214 amino acids.
AUGGCCGUCCCAGCCUAUCACGAAUCCCUCCCCUACAUCGACUCCGAACCAACCCCCCAAGCCCUCUCCGCUGCGCGUGCCCUCAUCUCCGCUGAACAACAAACCUUCUCCCCACCUCCCCCUUCAAAAGACCAAGACCAAGACCGCGAACCCUCCUUCUCUCCCGCCAUCACCGCCGAAUUCACCCGCCUCGCCUCCAAACAACCCUCCCAAGUCCUCGACCUCUCCCGCUACGAAGCCCAGGAAAUCCCCACUCAAUCAUCAUCAAAAGAUAUCGACGCGCUAAGAAACCCCCUAUCAAACGCCUUCGUCUCCUCCUCCUACCUAUCCUCCCGCGCCCAGAACCUCAAGCUCCUCGACGCCCACGGCCGCAACGCCUGGCUCCUCGCAAACUACCAUCUCGAGGACCAGCUACGCAGCCUCGAGCGCGACCUGGCCGACACCAAACGCGACAUUGAUCUCGUCAAUGCCGCGCGCGCGGCUCGCCAAAACGACGUCAAAGCUGAGAUGCAGGGACUGGAGCAGAACUGGCGCGCCGGCGUGGGCAGGGUUCUCGAGACGGAAAUCGCCGUCCAGGAGCUCAAGGAACAGAUUCGACAGGAGCUGAGAAACAACGCUAAUGCUGCUGGAAAUCCUACACAAUAA